ACCAAACCAAAAGACAUUUCUUCUCAAAGCUAUGACUGCCAACGAACGGAGACACCAGAUCUGGAAGCAGAGUUCUUUUGGGGGUUUUGUUUAUCAACUGAAAUUGAGAGAUUUGUUUCGACAAAUCAAGCAGUGGGAGAAGAGAUGAGGUUAACAUCCGCGGUUCUCUAUUGUAUCUUGAUUAGUUGAGGCAGUGGUGGUCAAUUCUACAACAACAACAUCAAUUGAAAUUAGGUUAUCAUAUGGAUCAGUUUCGGGGGAAAUUUGUGGCUGGUAUUAGGGUCUUCAAUCAACCCAGACACAACAAUUCUUUUUUUGCAGUUCAAUUGCUCUUAAUGAGUGCAGGCACUCUUGGUUUUUGUACAACAACAAUGGAUUAUUAACGGUGGAAAUCAGUGAAGGCAACAAAUGGAUUUCAGGGGAUCGUACUCGGACUGAAAUUGGGUAUCUUUCGCGAGCUCGAUCUGUGGUGUUUUAAUUCAAGCCAAUCAUUUCAUUUGUUUCCCAACAACAGCGAUUGAAUCUGGGGGUUCUCAUGUGAGGUACAGCAGCAACGAACACAGAUUUUUUGGGGUUUCCGUUGUAAUCUGAAUGGGUGAUUGAGCGACAGAAUUUGGUGAUUCAAGUUUGGGUCUUUAUGGAUGUUCAAAUGGAGGAUGAGAUUGUAGUCUGUUGUGAUGUUUAUGGUAGUCGUGUAUGUAUGGAAGAAGCAUGGAAUUUCAGAUGCCAUGUGGGUGCUAUAAAGAAGUGGAGUUUGCUGUACGGAGUGAGCAGAAAUGGAAUUUGUGUUUAGCUGUUGAUAUUUCUCGGAGAAGAAAUGGAAGCUGAAGUUAGAUUGAGAAGAUAGUUUGGGUGUUUGGUUGGGCUAAUUACAGUUUGUGGUAUCUCUAUUACUCGCAAUGGUUUCUGUUUGUUGGAUUUAGGAAGUAGUGGCCAGAUUUGGUGAAGGCCCGAGUUUGGUCAGAAUCAGAAUUGAUGCCUGGUCAGUUGAGGAAGAGAUAAAACUAUUCCCCCAAUCCAGGAAGGUUUUGAAUCAGUCAUUAGAGAUGGGUGUGAUGUGUACCCAAUGGAGAGAUGAAUAAGGCAGGAAAAUAGGGUUGAAUCCGGAAGUCAGAGAACAAGUCACAGCUGUUGUGUAUAAAGGAGGAAAACAAUCAACCGAUAAGGGGAGUAAGAUAGCUCUAAAGACUUGGCGACAUUGGGAUCUGGUACGGGUGCAGGGAAUCAGUGGCAUUGCGCCAGUUGUGAUUAGGCUGAAAUCUAGCCGCAAUCACAGCCAUUUGGGUAACAUUGUAUCCGUUUCUUGUUUCCUUUGUGUAUGCAAUAUUCUAGGUCUAAUCAAUUCAAUCGAUUAGUUAGAUUUCACCGUGUUGCUAAUAGGGUAUUAGAGAAUCACCCUAGUCAUCCAAUGACAGAUGAAGCUGCGAGAUUAGCGGCUGAGGCUGAAGCUGCUAGAAUAGCUGCUGAAUCCGCAGCCAAUGCUGAUGGACCUAGAACCCUUAGAGAUUAUUUGUAGCUGGAAAGGACUUCUACACCUUCUUGUAUAGUUCUUCCGGCUAAUGCUGGCAAUGUGUCGAUUAAAUAUGGACAGAUACAAGCACUGCCUAAGUUUCAUGGAUUGAACUCUGAGAGUCCAUACAUACAUUUGAAAGAAUUUGAUGAGCAGGUGAAGAUCAACAUACCUCUCUUGAGUGUGAUUAAGCAAGUUCCAGCUUACACCAAGUUCUUGAAGGAUCUCUGCACGGUCAAGAGGAAGCACAAUGUGCAGAAAAAGGCAUUUCUCACGGAACAGGUAAGUUCUAUUCUUCAACAUAACACUCCUCCUAAAUAUAAAGAUCCGGGAUGCCCUACUAUUUCUUGUAUAAUAGGGAUUUCAUGAUCAAACAAGCACUUCUGGAUUUGGGAGCUAGUGUAAACCUCCUACCUAUCUCGGUUUAUGAGCAGUUGGGCUUAGGUGAAUUAAAACCCACCUCAGUCACUCUACAACUUGCGGACAGAUCAAUUAAAGUACCGAGAGGGGUAGUUGAGAAUGUGUUAAUUCAAAUCGAUAAAUUUUACUAUCCGGUGGAUUUUAUCGUUUUGGAUACUCAACCUGUAGCUAAUGCUAGUAAAGAAAUACCUAUCAUCUUAGGUCGUCCUUUUCUUGCAACUGCAAAUGCCUUGAUUAAUUGUCGAACUGGAAUAAUGAAUCUUUCGUUUGGAAAUAUGACUGUUGAGUUGAAUAUAUUUGAUGCAUGUAAAGAUCCAGGCGGUAGAGAUGAUAUUCACGAAGUUAAUAUGAUUGAAACAUGUGUGCAUGAAAAAGCAUCUGAUCUAGAAGCUAAGGUUCCUUUAGAAACUUGUCUUCCUAAUCUGUUAGAUUUCGAUGAGGAUGGAUACAUUGAGGAAGUUAAUUCUUCACUGAAUUCAUCCCUGUUGCUGGAUAUGGAUAAGUGGCAUUCUAGAUUUGAGUCACUUCAAAUCAGUGAGACUGAGCCAUUGUCUCCAUCCGUAAAAUUCCCAAAGCCUAAUCUUAAUCAUCUUCUUAGUGAACUGAGUUAUGACGUUUUAGGCCAAAAUGAAAACGUUCUUAUUUCCUUACCAUCUGAACUUAAUGAGGAACACGAAAAAAUGCAUUCACAUGUUCUUAGGAAGCAUAUAAGUGUCGCAGCAUGGAGUAUUGCAGACAUAGAAGGGAUUGAUCCUAGUAUUUGCACACGUAGGAAGUCACAUCUCAAUGAACCAUGAAAUCAGGAAUGAGGGUGAUAUGAACUGCAAAUGUAAAAUGAGAAAGUUUAUUGAUAAGCAUGUUAUUAGGGAAAUAUUGGAACCAGUUCUUUGUUAUGAUUCUCAACUACACCAGUUCUCAGGUAAGCUUAAGACACGAUGGAAAGACCCAUUUGUUGUUAAAAAUGAAUUUUAUGAUGGUACCGUUGAUAUUGAGAAUCCUAACUGCAACAUCUUCAAGGUUAAGGUGAAUCCAGAAGUCGAUACCACGACUCUGGAGGAUCCUUCUUAUGUUUGACUGGCUGUGUUUUGCAGAUGUCUGGAUGGAGACAUAAAAUUCAGCGCUUUAGGGAGACAACCCUUGUGUUUGUGGGUAUCACAGCUGGAAGCCCUUGCGAGACAGACUCGUCCUCUUGUGCAAGCUUGAGGUUUAAAGGCUUGUUGCAUGGGAUAAAUGCAACCGAACUGACCUGCGACAGUGGUAAAAUAAUGUAGUUUUAUUUUCUUUCUUUCUUUAUCAUGAAUAAUGUGUUUGUGCUUGGCUGAUUACCCCAUUCCACUUUUGAACUGUUUUUAACCACUGCUACAUUUGGGACAAUGUAGAAAUUAAGUGUGGGGGAGUUUUGGGGUAAAUUAAAUCCAUGCUUUUCUGAUUCUUUGUCUUCAUAAUCAGGUUUCUUGUUUGCUUGUACAUCUGGAAAAAAAAAGUGAAAAUUUUACAUGAUAAGAUCAGUUGUUUAGCGGUCUCUCUACACCACUGUUUAGUGGUUUUGUCUAGCUGUUUAGCGGACACCUUUAAUCCAGCUGUUUAGCGGAUUUGUCUAGUUGUUUAGCAUACAUUGCUCAAUCACUUUUUAGUGGUUCCAUCUAGCUGUUUAGCAGACGUCUCUCCAUAUCCAGCUGUGUAGAUAUAAUUUUCUUGUUUUGCUCGGGACUAGCAAAAUGUAAGUGUGGGGGAGUUUGAUAAGCACGUAUGUGAUACAAUUUUACACCCAUAUUUACACUAGCUUGGUCUCGUUUAUUGGCUAAUAAUACUGUUUUAAGUCAUUUACAGGAAUUACAAGUAUAAUCUGUUCACCCGGAGAAUAAUGGCUAAAUGAGGAGCUAAAUGACGUUUGCGACAACAUAGCUCUAAAGCACCACCUAAAUCAUAUGAAGGCCAAAGAGGUCAAUGUACCAGAACAAAGAAAUUAUUUUAUUUAACGUGUGUGUGAGUUGCACAAGGGAAUACAAAUGAGACGUGGCCUACUCUAUUACCACAGACAACACAUUCUUCUUUCUACCAUACCAAAAGACAUUUUCUUCUCAAAGCUAUGGCUGCCAACGAACGGAGACACCAGAUAUGGAAGCAGAGUUCUUUUGGGGGUUUUGUUUAUCAACUGAAAUUGAGAGAUUUGUCUCGACAAAUCAAGCAGCGGGAGAAGAGAUGAGGUUAACAGCUGCGGUUCUCUAUUGUAUCUUGAUUAGUUGAGGCAGUGGUGGUCAAUUCUACAACAGCAACAUCAAUUGAAAUUAGGUCAACAUAUGGAUCAGUUUCGGGGGCAAUUUGUGGCUGGUAUUAGGAUCUUCAAUCAACCCAGACACAACAAUUCUUUUUUUUGCAGUUCAAUUGCUCUUAAUGAGUGCAAGAACUCUUGUACAGCAGCAAUGGAUUAUUAACGGUGGAAAUCAGUGAAGGAAACAAAUGGAUUUCAGGGGUUCGUACUCGGACUGAAAUUGGGUAUCUUUUGCGAGCUCGAUCUGUGGUGUUUUAAUUCAAGCCAAUCAUUUCAUUUGUUUCCCAACAACAGCGAUUGAAUCUGGGGGUUCUCAUGUGAGUUACAGCAGCAAUGAACACAGAUUUUUGGGGGUUUCCGUUGUAAUCUGAAUGGGUGAUUGAGCGACAGAAUUUGGGGGUUAAGUGAUUCAAGUUUGGGUCUUUAUGGAUGUUCAAACAGAGGACGAGAUUGUAGUCUGUUGUGAUGUUUAUGGUAGUCGUGUAUGUAUGGAAGAAGCAUGGAAUUUCAGAUGCCAUGUGGGUGUUAUAAAUAAGUGGAGUUUGCUGUACGGAGUGAGCAGAAAUGGAAUUUGUGUUUAGCUGUUGAUAUUGCUCGGAAAAGAAAUGGAAGCUGAAGUUAGAUUGAGAAGAUAGUUUGGGUGUUUGGUUGGGCUAAUUACAGUUUGUGGUAUCUCUAUUACUCGCAAUGGGUUCUGUUUGUUGGAUUUGGGAAGUAGUGGCCAUAUUUGGUGAAGGCCCGAGUUUGGUCAGAAUCAGAAUUGAUGCCUGGUCAGUUGAGGAAGAGAUAAAACUAUUCCCUCACUCCAGGAAGGUUUUGAAUCAGUCAUUAGAGAUGGGUGUGCUGUGUACCCAAUGGAGAGAUGAAUAAGGUAGGAAAACAGGGUUGAAUCCGGAAGUCAGAGAACAAGUCACAGCUGUUGUGUAUGAAGGAGGACAACAAUCAACCGAUAAGGGUACGAUUGAAUACUGCAAUCUGAAUUUUCUUUUGCUUUUUAUUUAAUUCAGUUCUUUUUAGUUCUCUUGUGUGUUAGAGUUUUUGAUUAAAUACUUUUAAUGGCUAUCUACAAAACAAUGAGAAGCUAAACCCCUCUCUGCCAAGACAAGAGGGGAAGCUUAAUGGGUUCUAGUAUUCUUUACAGUGAUCAUAAAUGAAUUUCAUGUUUUAGUCCA
Messenger RNA from Papaver somniferum (opium poppy), 5374 nucleotides. RefSeq lists its product as uncharacterized. The transcript is spliced from 3 exons. NCBI's taxonomy places the organism in Eukaryota, Viridiplantae, Streptophyta, Magnoliopsida, Ranunculales, Papaveraceae. The record is from RefSeq and is a predicted model, not a curated record. The coding region runs from base 1843 to 2727 and encodes 294 amino acids.